This is a messenger RNA of Bombyx mori (domestic silkworm), 2535 nucleotides long. RefSeq lists its product as uncharacterized. NCBI's taxonomy places the organism in Eukaryota, Metazoa, Arthropoda, Insecta, Lepidoptera, Bombycidae. Gene Ontology annotation, biological process: intracellular signal transduction. The transcript is spliced from 8 exons. The record is from RefSeq and is a predicted model, not a curated record. Bases 290 to 2110 code for a protein of 606 amino acids.
ACACAUCUGUCGUAUAUUCUACCAAGCAAAGCAUUUAUGUUACAUCCAAAUGAAUUAUAAUUAAAUUGCGUAUUUGGAAAUUUGGAAAACAUAUAAGAAUGCGACAUUACAAUUAUCUGAUUGUUCAAAAAACUAAAUGAAUUACUCAAAAUCAAUUCAUCUUUAUGCUGUAGACGAUUUAACUCAGUUAAAAUUACUGUCUUGAUUUAAAAUUUACGAGUGAACAAUUAAUUUGACUAACGAUAUUUGCGAUACCCUAGAUGCAUGGUUUGGUUUGACAUGGUUAAUAAUGUCCAAUCUACCCAAAAUUCCUUGCACUCAAAGCGACUGGAAAACGAUCGACAUUUUUAUAUUCAACAACGGACAAGAAUUUACGCCACCCAGAAAAUAUCACCUCCAAAGCGAGGAGCUAAACUGGUGGAACACUACGUUGAAGUCUUUAGCUAAAUCACAGUAUGGAUCUUUAUAUUCAAUGAUUGAUUUGUAUACGGUACAAGGCGUGAAAAUAGAAAACCCCCUACGACUAUCCAACGGAGCUGCUUAUGUUGCUGUGAAGCCCAAAGACUCGUUUGUAAAUACCGGUUAUGAAAAAUAUCUAGUUAAAGCUUCGAGGUCUUGGGAAAAAAGUCAGGCAAGAAAAAAUGGUCGUAUUGAAAAUAAAACAGAAGAUAUAGACGUGCUUGUUAUUUUUCCAGAAAAUAAUAUUUCUAAUGACCUGUGUGAAGAACGGAAAAUUGACUCUGUUGAAAACGUCAAAAUAAUAAAUGAUAGUAAAUACACAACAAAGGUUUAUCUAAAUAACUUAAAAAAUGGAACCAAUACAGGGAAACCAAAUCAGAAUAAAAUAAUAAUGAAGUUAAAACGGGCAAAUCCAGCAUCACGUUUAUUAGCUAAAAAUAACAGUGUAAAUAACAAAAGAGAUGUUUUAAAUAUAUUGAAAAGAAACUCUAAGUUACCCAUACAAUCCUUUGAAAGGGGGUUCAUACUGGCUAAUUGUAAUAAGAAUCAGGUAAACAAAUUAAGAGCAAUUAAAAACCUCAACAAAAAUAAAACUGCUGAAGUACCUCUAAUUGACCACAUGUCUACUCAAGAUAAAACUACAUCUACAACUCAAUUAAUGAAUAUUAGUAACAAGAGCUUGAUGACAGACGACAAUUUAGCAAAUGAAGAAUAUAACAUUGGAAAAGACAAAUCACAAAAUUUUAACAACAAUAAAAACAUCCAAAUACCAUCUGGACUUGAAAUCGAUAAAGAAGAAAAUGUUGAACACCGUGGAAAAACAAUGGCAAAAUCUAACAGCUUAGAUACAUCGAACGGCCAAUCGUAUAAAGAAGCUAUCACAGAUCUUAAAGUGGCAUCUACUAGUCUUAUUCUCAGAAAGCCCGACAUUCCUAAUCACAAAUCUAGUAUAGAGAGUGUUAAUGCAGAUUACAAGCCAAAUAUUGAGUAUGUAACUUACGACCCUAGAGUCAAUUUGGAGCCCCUUCAACGUAAAUGUUUAUCGAACAAUCCAACAGCAGUUAUAGAGCAAGGUUCCCAAACUAAUCUGAAUGCAAUUAUUUUUCAAGACACACCGAAAGCUAAUAUGAAUGUUGAAAAAGUAUUAACAGAACAUAAUUCCCAUUUUGUUGUUUGUGAAUAUAUCCUUGCUGUUCCACAGAACUCGAAUGCUUGCUUUUGUGGCAAUAACAAGAAGUAUAUUAUUCUAUUGCCGAGGAAUAAAAAUUUUACUGAAUGUCAAUCUAACAUCUAUGAAGAAUCUCAACAAACUAUGCCAGCCAAAAACUCAGUACAAAAUUUAAAUGAUCUUAAAAAUAAUGAAACAAGCAUACAUCAAAUAAACAUUACUGAGCCCAAAAAUGAAGAUAUACCUACAGAAGAUACACAAGUGAUCAAACAGAAUAACAAAUCAUCUGUACCUAUUAAUAAUGAAAUACAUUUUAAGGAUACAACCAUGACCGACAAACAUAUUUUUCAAAAUCCUUUAAGUAUAUGUACACAAACUCAAUGGUGUGGUGUAUUGUUGGAAUCUAAAUGUCACGAAGACGGACGAUAUUCAUUACAUUUUCCUGCUUUGGACAUUAUAAAGCGCUUUACAAAUAAAACAUAAUAUUUUGUAAUAAUUUGUCAUUAGAGAAUUAAAAUGAGGAUAAUAUAUAUUGGUAUGGCUAUAAAAGAAGCACUACUGAAUGUAAAAAAGUCGAAACAGGCAUCUCCUGCAGUACCUGGAAUGAAAUGUGGAAUUGGUAAGAAAUUAUGACGUAGGCACUUCUGAAGAAUUAAAUGUUUGGUGAAAUGAAUAAGAAACUUUAUUGCUGAUACAAAGUCAACUGACUGUUUUGAAGUCAUCGUGGCUUAAAAUUUAAUACGCCCAGUUUACUCAUAUCGAGCGAUGAACCAUGUCGGUGUUCAAAUCCCGCAGGCAGAUACCGAUUUUUUAAAAAAUUGAAAUAUGUGCUUUUGUCAUCUUCACGAAUGAAUUCCAAAAUUAAUAUGUAACAUCAUGCAAUAAAAUCAAAGUGGCAAAAAUUACAA